GUCUUGGACAAGCGCGGGUCACCUCUAGCUGGUAAGUACCGAUCUACUAACACCUGCCUCACUGCUGCUCUACACACCUUAUACCUUCAACUCGACACACCUUAAAACUGCUCAGAAUUAUUGUUUUGCUUUAAUUAGUGUACUGUGAUCAACAAAUAUCAACAUGGGAGUCAGGGAAGGAUUCGCUAAAUCCAACAUAGCAACAAAGAUUGCUUUCUUCAUUGUGCUGUUGGCUGUGUUCGCUAAUUGGAUCGCCUUCUGCACAACAUCGUGGUACCGGAAUGCUGGCACGUACGUAGGUCUUUGGCGAGUCUGCACUAGCUCCAUAGCAUGUUCUGUACUGGACGGUAGCCCUAAUGAUAAAUUGGAUGCCAUCCAGGCUUUCGCUGUUUUCGGCUUCAUGUUUCUCAACGUUGGGUUUAUCCUCAUCCUCCUCUACAUGUUUGUCGGCAAGUUCAAGGGCAACGCUGAGGCCGGCAUAGGUUCAGCCAUCUGUUUAAUUAUGUCAGCUGCUACUUGGUUAAUUUCCGUGGCUAUUUUUGGCGCUGAAUAUGACGACAACGGAAGUGACAAGCUGGGGUAUUCCUAUGCUCUCGCAGUCUGCGCAUUGAUCCUAGCUCUCAUUGGUGGAAUCAUCAUGAUCAUCGGAGGACGUGGCAACAGUUCUGUUAGCUCCAAAUAAAUAUGGUCCAAAUACUCUCUAGGCUUCGAAAGAGAAAAACCAAUUUACAAUGAAUUAUUAAUUUUAACAUCUAAAUCUAGCAUUUUCUAAAAAGUUAGUUUAAAUAAACUAAAAAUAAACAACCUUUAGUAUUCAUCUUAAAAAGUAAAUAAUUUCUUUUCAACAACGGGUUGGAUGUGGUAUGAAUUCAAAAUUAUAAUUUUCUGAAAGUAAGACUAAAUUCCUGGAAGUAGGAUGAAUAUUUGCAAAUGUUAUUUUUUUUUUCAUGUACAGAUACACUGCUGUCGAUAACUUGCCAAUCAUCCGUCCAUUCGUUUAUUUUUCCACUAUAACCAAAUGUUUUAGAUGUUGUAUUAUUGUCUUUGAACGAAUGCGAUCAACCGUGUAUUACUAGCGUGUUAAUUAGCAAUCGGCUAGAUUGAGUUACUGUGGUUUUCUGAGCUGAAAUUACCCUUAAAAAAUAAAAUCACAACCCACCCUGUGUUUUAAGAGGAGUUUCGGCCCUGAUGAUAAACUAUCGAGCUCGUCUAUCCAAUUACACGUUUAGGGGAAUAAGAUCUGAAAACAAUGUGUCAUGUUGUAGCUGUAUAUAUGUAUGUAUCUUCACUAUUUCUCUGUGGUCGUUUGCGAAUGGUGUCAUCAUUAUGUACAACUUGUCAUAUGUACUAAGUAUUACAUUUUAAUAAAUAAAAUAUUACUGUACUAGAAAUUAAAA
This is a messenger RNA of Physella acuta, 1397 nucleotides long. RefSeq names its product epithelial membrane protein 1-like. NCBI's taxonomy places the organism in Eukaryota, Metazoa, Mollusca, Gastropoda, Physidae. Gene Ontology annotation, cellular component: plasma membrane. The record is from RefSeq and is a predicted model, not a curated record.